This is a messenger RNA of Clonostachys rhizophaga, 1116 nucleotides long. The record is from the annotation of a GenBank genome assembly. NCBI's taxonomy places the organism in Eukaryota, Fungi, Ascomycota, Sordariomycetes, Hypocreales, Bionectriaceae.
AUGGCCCUUACCACUACAGCCCCCGUUAUUACCACCACCGACACUCCACUCACUCUCCCAACUCGUUCAGAAAUAUUCCUCCCUCUUGUCCCUGAAGAUGUUACAAAGGAGUGGCUUGCUUCAGUUCUUGGCUUGAAGAUCAAAUCUGUCCGCAAGAAGGAUGAAAUCCAUGGCACCGCCAGUAAGCUGGUGUUCCUCAUCACCUACGACGAGUCUGAGACGGCAACAGACAGACCAAACAGUGUGUUUGUCAAAGGAGGCUUCAACCCGGACUUGAAAGCCGCCAUGCCCCUCUUCGUGGCCAUGUAUCGCCGCGAGGUCAGAUUCUUCAAUGAGAUCGCCCCUAAACUCUCCAAGAUGAACCUUCUUCGUUCCUGGUGGGCAGCUGAGAACUCCGACCAAGGAAUCAUUGUAAUGGAAGAUCUUGGGGAGAGGAACUAUACUUUUAGUAAAGCUACUGAGCCCUGGGGCCCUUCACUUGUGAAGCGUGCCAUUGCCGAACUUGCGAUUCUACACGCCGCCACGUGGGGCCAAGGCCAGAAGGAGUAUCCCUGGCUGACAGCGGACUACGACGAGAUCAUUAUGGGCAUGUUCUCUGGUCUACCUUACAGCGAAUUCGUCAAGGAUCCGGAGCAUCCGCCUCUCCCUGAAAACCUGAGGGAUUCGAAGCGCGUCGAGGCUUAUAUGGCCAAGUACUUUGCCACGCGGAACCCCAAAUAUCAAUGUUUAGUACACGGCGAUGCCCAUCUCAUGAACAUUAGCAUAGCGCCUGAUGGUGCUGUGGGCAUGAUCGACUGGCAACUUAUCCACAGUGGCUCGUGCUUCCAUGACAUUGCCUACCUCAUCGCCGGUUCUAUGAAGGUUGAGAGCCGCCGCGAACAUGAAAUGUCUCUGCUGGAAUACUACUUCGAGUGCCUUCAUAAGAACGGCGGGCCCAAGUUCUCGACUAGUGAGGAGGAUACCAUGAUCGAGUACAAGAGAUCUCAUAUCACCGGGUUUGGGUGGAUCUGCACUACAACAGCGAUGCACCCUCUCGAAAAUAUCUGGGCUAUGGUCCCGCGAUAUAUUGCUGCUAUUGAGGAUCACAAGGUUGUUGAUCUUAUUGAGAGCAUGUAA